Messenger RNA from Naegleria lovaniensis, 3744 nucleotides. RefSeq lists its product as uncharacterized. Gene Ontology annotation, cellular component: SCF ubiquitin ligase complex. The transcript is spliced from 5 exons. NCBI's taxonomy places the organism in Eukaryota, Heterolobosea, Eutetramitea, Acrasida, Naegleriidae. Gene Ontology annotation, biological process: SCF-dependent proteasomal ubiquitin-dependent protein catabolic process. The coding region runs from base 1 to 3744 and encodes 1247 amino acids. The record is from RefSeq and is a predicted model, not a curated record.
AUGUCCCAAUCUCAAAUAUCAUCUCAGCUCGAAGGUAAUAUAGUGUUUGGAUCCAACCAAACCUCCAUGAGUGCAGGAUUACAACCACAAACCUUACCUCAAUUCAAUUCGCAAGCAACAAAUUUCUUAGCCAGAUGCUCCUCCGUUUCAAAAUUAUCUGGCUCUCCCCUAAUGAACAAAGCUGUACAGCCAAGCCUUAAUGGAAGUCAAGGAAAGAAAAAUGUGGUCCAGCUCAACGACGUUUUUAGGGGAAGGCCUGCAGCUGAAAGCAAAAAGUCGUCUCAAUCGGCUUCUCAAAAGGACCAUCUAAUCAUACCCCAAUGCUUGAUACCCUCAAAUUCCCUUGUUCAGGACCAAGGAAGCCACUGCUCGAACUCUCCGUCUUGCACUCUGGACAACUUUCUAAUUAAAUCAAAACAACCUUCAGCAACCCCGUUCAUAGUUGAAAAGGAAUGGUUACAGUCCAAGCUGAGUAAUAUCGAGUCCCAAGUGUUGCUAUUCGAAAAACGAAGCAACCAAGCUCAAGAAGAAAUCUCUUCUAAUUUAAAAACCUUGCUUGAUAAAGUUCAAGAACCCGAUAUUUGGCAUCAAGAAAUGUCAGCUAGUAAUGACGAACGACAUUGGGAAGUAACUUCAAAAAAACUAUUUCAAACGAUGGAGGCACAAGCACAAGUGAUAAAAACUCUUUCAAGUAGCAUUCAGGAUAUUACUAGCAUGAUAAGUACACUUGUUAGGAAAUCCGAAGAGGAAGAAGAAUUGGUCAAAAACAAAAUUACCAAACAGAAGAAAACAUGUCGGAAAAGCUCACAAUUUGAAAGAGCAAUGCAAAAUAUUAUUCAAGAUAAGGCAGUCCUAUUAUUUUUGAUGUUUGCUUCUCACGCAACACGCGUGCAAGUGGAUAACAGCAACAACAACAGCUGCUUGGUGUCUUCUGAAGCAGCUUAUGAUGGAGGUAUUUUAACACCCAGCAUGUGUUCUUCCUCCUCAUCUCACUCCUCAACAACAUCCACAACCUCUAGUGCUACGAUGCGCCAUGACAACAAUACAAUAACACAUGAAGGAUCAUCAAUGAUUAGAAGAGAAGGAGAAAAUUUAAUAUCUCAUUCCUCUCUCAAAUCAAUGUGCAUGCAAUACAUCAUACAAAACGUUCAUCACUUUUCCAAAGUACCAAGAGGCGUCGUUCAAAUCGGAGAAGGGCUUGAAAAGACUUACUUUUAUAAUGAAUAUCUCGAGAAAUUAGAAUGUAAAUUUGCAAAUCCUCUAACAGCCUCAUCACCUACAACCACUACUAGUUCUCCCAAUUCAUCCAUGAAGAAUUUCAAAAUUCCGAGACAACGAAGCAAUUCUCUUUCAGCUAAUAGCAGCAGCAAUUCAAACAAACCCUCACCCGUCGAAUUUUUCAUCAACAACCAUGCCUUCUACUCUGCUCUUAAUGCUUCAAAUAAUCGUAAUGAUGAUGAUAAUGAUGAAAUUUAUCCAAUUCCUCAAUUAACAUCUCAAUCCAUCAUCAAUGAUUUAUGCAAUAGCAAACAAUUGACUUUACCAUUCUUAAUCAAAAUGAGGUACACAGGUUUUAAUUGUUUGAAUUUAUCAUUGAAUGGACGUGUGAAGGACGAAUGGAUGAUGCUAUUGAGAGAACUUCCUCUUGACACCUUGAAUUUAUCACAUUGCCUUUUGACCAAUCAAAGUCUCUAUUUUUGUAAAGGUAAAAAACACAUCAUUCCAUGUCCUUCACAUUCUCUUGAAAAUUCUUCACAUAAUUAUGAAGAACAAGUACUUGAUGAAAUGGAUUCUACCCAGAGUGACUGUGAAGAGCAAUCACCAACAAAUGAAGAUGACGAUGCUGAUAUCAAUGAUGAUGACGAUUCUACUCCACCUCCAAUAGUAGUUGCUACUGAAAAGAAAACAGUGACAUUUGUUUUUGACCAACAAAAUCCAAAUAGAAAACCUAAAAAGAAAAAGAAGAAACAAGUAGCAUCAUCGAGCAAACCAGGAAAUGAUAGCAAAAAAAGUUCUUCCAAUGAGAGCAAUCAUGGAAAAGAUGAAAAAAAGAGUUAUGGAACCAAAAGUGUUAGUGGAUCGACGAGUUCAGGCGGCUCUACAAAAAAGCGUAAAGAUGGCUCGAUUCAAGUGAUCACUCCAUAUCCUCUUUCGAGAACUUUGACAUCAUUGAACAUGUCCAAUAUACAUGAAAUUUCAACGGAUGCCUUUAAAUUGAUACCUCAGCUGUUUCCUAAUUUGACUGCAUUGUCAUUUGAAGGUUGUUCAAAUUUCACCAACAAGUGUUUGGAGCAACUUUGUGGAAAAAUUUCAAAAUCUGAUAAUUUUCCAGAAAGCUCUAAAACAAAACAACUCCGAAGAAAUCUGAAAAAGCUAAAUUUAAAACGAACAAAAAUUUCCGACGCUGGAGUGAGAAAUAUUCAAAGCCUCGUGAACUUGGAAUACUUAAACCUAGGAGAAAAUAAGCAAUUGACGAAUCAUAGUUUUAAGUUUUUUAAAGCUCUCAAAAAACUUUCACAUUUAGAAUUGUGUGGUAACGAGAGAAUGACGGAUGAGGGUAUUGGAAAAUACCUUGGGCGUGGAAAUCUGAUAGAUUUGAAGACUCUUUCAAUAUCUGGUACAUAUAUGGGAGAUGAUGUGAAAAAUUUUUAUCAUUUCCCAAAUUUAACCUGUUGGAAUGCAGCCAACACCAAUAUUCAAACCAUUGAGAAUAAUUAUUGCAACUCAUUCGUAUUUAAUAACUUAACCAAGCUAAACCUGUCGUACUGUAAACUAUUGGAUGAUCAUUCAACGAAACAUUUUCUAGAGAGUUUGCACCAUUUAGUUGAUGUAAAUUUAUCAAAUACUUUCCUUGAAGAUGAUGCCAUUAGUGGACUUCUUUCUUCUCGAAAAACUCUGCAAAUUUUACACAUUAAUUCAUGCACUCACAUCACAGAUUGGAUAUUACAACAUGUACUACCAGCCUUUGACAAUAUUUGUGAACUGGGUUUAAGACAUCUGAAACAAGUAUCAUUUACUAAUGGAUGGAUUUAUUUGUUCAAGUCAAAUCUUCCAAAAUUGGACAAACUGUAUUUAUCUGCAAGUUUUAUUAAUCAAAGAUUGGACGGUGGAGAAAGAGACUUGUUUUCCGAACUAUUUGCUAACUUUUGCCAAACCCUAACAGUACUAGAUUUGAGUUGCAAUAUGAAAGGUCUUGAUGAUCAGCUUCUUGGGUUGGCACUUUCAAAAAUGACCUCUCUUUCAUGGUUGGACUUGUCACAUUGCGAAAGUCUCACAUCAGUCACGAUACAGACAAUUUCCAAGUAUUUAAGACACCAUUUAAAACAUUUAGCAAUUAGCUAUUGCCACAAAAUUGAUGGUUCAUCCCUGCCAUUACUCCAAAAUUGUAAAAGAAUAGAAGUGCUUUAUAUUUCUGGAAUUCAUAACUUUAAAACCAAACAUUUGAGAUCACUUUGUGCAUUGGAAUAUUUGUCAGAUUUAAGUUUGAUGGAUUGCAAAAAACUGCAACGAGACGAUGGCUGUUCUGAAUGUUUAAAGAUUUUAUCUGAGGCCAAAUUUGCAAGGCGUUUGGUGAUGCUCAACUUGUAUGGUUUAUUGAUUUGGGAAUCAGCUCUUGAUUAUCUUGUUAGUUUUGAUAGCCUAAUAACUCUAAGAAUGUCCACUCACGUAGAAAUGGAGAAUAUGGAUGCUUUGUAUUGCAUUCCCAAUUUGGUUUACUUAAAAACAAAAUCUUUGGAUUGGUAG